Lytechinus variegatus (green sea urchin) is the source of this 2066-nucleotide messenger RNA. RefSeq names its product L-galactose dehydrogenase-like. Lineage: Eukaryota; Metazoa; Echinodermata; Echinoidea; Temnopleuroida; Toxopneustidae. Gene Ontology annotation, cellular component: cytosol. The coding region runs from base 672 to 1733 and encodes 353 amino acids. The transcript has 9 exons. Gene Ontology annotation, molecular function: L-galactose dehydrogenase activity. The record is from RefSeq and is a predicted model, not a curated record.
AUUUUCAGAACAUGGAAAACGCUUGUUUAGGGUGCUUUUCGAACCUCCAUGGUCACGCAUUGUGUCCACUCGUCAAUGGAAGUGCCCCCCCCCCCCCCGGGCUCGUGGGCUACUCGUGCGUGUCUGAUGAUCGAGGAUUAGAAAUGUUAUAUUAUCUUUCACGGCCGAAAGGAAACCACGGUCCUGAUACACAACAGUACGAGGCAAGGCAUCAUUCACGAUUAUUUAACAUUUAAUUACUUCCCGACACUCGCCAGAAAGACACACUUUGGGGUCGUUAUUGCAACUCUGCCGGAAUAAAACGUUCAGAGACAGUAGUUGGGACUCAGAAAAGAUUCUCCGAUAUAUCUCCUCAAUGGCCAACUGCGUGGUCAACUCGUGUAUGUCUGCAAAUCGAGAGAGCGAAUUAUUUUGAAUGGGCAAUCUUUCACAACAGUUAUAUAACAGUACUAGUCGAGGCAUCAAUACUUAAAGCAACUCUUCCAGAAGACUGACUUUCAAUUAACGGAGUUGGAUUCGGGUUAGAUUGCACUUCUAGUUUUACAAUAUUUGGAAAAUUCCAUCUUCCGCAGCCCACUCGAUCUCUGCAAUGCCUCCGACACGUCCUAAACGAAUGAUUAAUUAUUUUGGAGACAUAUUUUGGAUAUCAUACAGCAGCAAAUCAGAUCACUAUGUCAGCGGCCACGUACGUGCAAGGUUUCCAUGACGACGAGAGAACAAAUAAGAUGUGUUACCAUGAUCUUGGGGCCACUGGUAUGAAGGUGUCUGUCAUAGGGUUCGGUGCAGCACCCCUUGGGAAGGUCUAUGAUGCGGAUCUCUCUGAUGAACAGGGCGUGGCCGCUCUUCGACAUGCUCUACGCGGUGGGAUUAACUAUAUCGACACGGCCCCAUAUUAUGGACAAGGGAAAUCGGAAGCCGUCUUAGGAAAUGCUCUUAAACAUAUUCCUCGGGAAGCUUACUACAUCGCAACUAAAGUAGGGAGAUAUGAAACAGCUGAUAACCUGGAAGGAAUGUUUGACUUUUCUGCAGAACGAGUCACUCGGGGCGUUGAUGAAAGCCUCAAACUACUGGGAAUUGAGUAUGUCGACCUUAUUCAGGUCCAUGACGUGGAGUUUGCUUCAAGCGUAGAUCUUAUCAUAGACGAGACUCUUCCUGCAUUGGAGAAGAUAAAAAAACAGGGCAAGGCUAAGUUCAUUGGUAUAACAGGAUACCCGAUACAAGUUCUAAGAACCAUUGUUGAGCGAAGCAAGGUGAAGAUCGAUUCAGUAUUGAGCUAUUGUCAUUUAAGCCUUAAUGACUCUUCACUUCUUCAACACGCAGCAUUCUUCCAAGAACGAAACGUUGCUCUCAUUUCUGCGUCACCCCUCUCCAUGGCGUUACUCACCGAUAGAGGGCCUCCUUCUUGGCAUAUCGCUAGUGAUGAAAUCAAGAAAGCCUGCCGAGAGGCCAGUGUAUACUGCAGACAGCAUGGCCAUGAUAUAUCAGCAAUCGCCCUAAACUACAGUAUUUCACAUACGAAGGAUGUUCCAUUAACACUAAUAGGGAUGGAUAGUAUAGAACAAGUUGACAAGAAUGCGAAAGCUGUGGAAGAGGGCUCUUCUGAAGAACAAGUGCAAUUCACAGCAACCCUGAUUAACAGGUAUUUCUCAUCAAUAGAAGAACCGGGAUGGGAAGGAAUAGAAGUCAAACAAUACCGCGAAGCGCUUUCUAGACUAAAUGAAGCGAAGAAAUAAUCACCAUGGAAAAAUAGCACCAGCAAUCGACCUAUGAAAAGCCUGUCUCAACAUGCUGGAUACGGACACCGAUAUUGAAGACUGAGAUUUGUGAAUUAAAUUGCCAUAAAAUUAACUUUAAACUAUUAUUAUUUGGCUAACAGUGUAUCUACCGACUUAUUUUCAAAUUGUUCACGAUUACACCAGUUGUUUUUAUUAUUGUUAUACUAUUGCGUGUGUAUCCCGCUACUAUAAUGCCUAGAGUAUUUCAACAAACAAUGUACAAUAUAAUACUGUAAAACUAUUAAAAAACAGAAACUAUUUACCCAACUUUGAAAUAAAUUUGUAUGAUUU